Trichobilharzia regenti is the source of this 1260-nucleotide messenger RNA. The record is from the annotation of a GenBank genome assembly. Lineage: Eukaryota; Metazoa; Platyhelminthes; Trematoda; Strigeidida; Schistosomatidae.
AUGAAUUUAGAUAAAACAUCAACAACAUCACCUUCGUCAUCAUCAGAAAUAUUUCUAGGAGUUAAAAAUCCUAAAUUUAUAAAUGAACAGAAUGUGAAAAGAAUCGUCAUUCUCUCUUCAGUUGGAAUAAUUCUAAUUUUAACUGUCAGCACAGGAUGUAUUGGAUUAGUUUUAUGCCUUAUUCGUCGUAAACCGAAAGAAAACAAAAAAUCAAAUAUCUCUAACAUUAUCGGCUCAGACUCUGACUGUUAUUAUAAACCAACAAGAAGAUGGGCAUCUGUCGAUCAAUCUCCAACAAGCCUAAAUAAUUUUGACAGUAUAGACUAUCGACUCUAUCCCGGUGGUACAAAUAUCCGUGACACUGGCGGUGCGGAUUAUAUAAACACCUUUCGAGAAUCUCACUUACAAACAUCAAAUCUAGACGGACGCUAUGGAAUAGAUGAUAUGACUUCCUUACCAAAUUAUUAUUCUAAUCCAUUGCAUCAUUCCAAUUCUCAGAGUCAUUCUCGUCCCCAGCCUUUUCGACAUUCAUCAAUCAGUAAUACUGGACAUCAUAGUGAUUUACUCACUGAGAAUGGAUUUGCUACAAUUCCAAGAAAUUUCUACCUGUCUAAUCGUUACAAUAUGCAUUGGAAUGGUAUAAAACAGCCGACAUCGUGUUGUUAUGUACCAACAUUGAAACCACUAUCAUUAUUAGAUACUGGAAAUUAUGGUGAAGGCUUUGAAAAGAAUUCUAAUGACCCUGUAAUGAAUACCUUUAAUCCAUCUCAUAAUUCAAACAAUGCAUACAAUGAACACUCGACAUUUGGUGUCAAUAUGGUGACCACUAUGAAUAAUGGUAAUAUCAAUACUACUUCUAUUACUACGAAUAAUGGGAACAAUAUUAAUGAACAUUAUUCCAAGUAUAUACAACCUUCGUAUAAUUGUCUAUCCUCUUCACUUCAUGAUAGUUAUAUAAGUAAUGGAUAUUUUGAUAGAUUAACGAGAUUAAACAAUGAUUGUACUAAUCAAAAUGACAAUUAUGCAUUACGUAAUCACAAUGAGAAUAAUUACUCAACAUAUAAACCGGGAGUAUUGAGUACCGUGAAUGAUUAUCAUAAUAAUAAUAAUAAUAACAGAAUUCGUAUGAGUUCAUCAACACUUCCAGCUACAAUGUCAUAUUCAUCAACAUUACCACUUCCGCCAGCACCUCCUCCACCAUUGAGUCAAGCCCUGCCACCACCUCCACCUUCACAAUUCGCCGACAUGACUGCUUUUUAA